GUGGGAACAAUACGUUCCCCAAAGGUGUGGGCACAACAAUAUAUAAUCGCUUUGGCGCGAAAGGCGCGAAAGUGUGAAUAACUUAGGAUUUGAUUGAAGGAAACAUAACGCGGGACGCGAAAAACAGGCGAAAAAGGUUGUUUGGAGAGAGGAAAGAGGAAAAAGAGAAUCUCGAAAGAUGUGGCUAUAUACGAAGCGCGGCCAUACGAUAAUUGUUCAUCGUUUCUUUAUAUCUUGAAGGUGGAGAAGAAAUUCCUUUGAUAGGAGCCACCUUGACGGUGGAUGAUUAACAAAGGAAACGAUGAAAAGGGAAAAGUGAAAAGAAAGCAAGACCGGACCUGGAGAUUCCAGUCCAGUGAUUUAGAGAAUUCUGCUUGGAUUCGAUGUUCCUUCGACGACGAUGACGACGCGUCAAGAAGAAAGCGUCAAGAAAGCUUGAACGUGAUCAACGACGAGAUAUCGACACACCGAUUGCCGAUCGCACCUGCGAAUAUAGUCAGCGUGUGCGGCAGUACACGUGUAGAGAUGUAGAGAUGUAGAGAUGAGAAUAAUGCAUUCGCUCCUUCUCGCAUGUGAUCCGCGAUCACGUGCGACAAAGAAAGACGGUUGUUUCGCUGAUGAUAAUCAUAAUGAUGAUGAUCAUGGAUCAUAGAUCACAAAACACCGCGAUAAACUGCUGCGGUACGGUGAACGACUUGGCAGAGUUUAUCGCACGGCAGGGUCAUGUCUGUACAUCUCUCUUAUCCUCUCUCGUCUUAUCCUCCCCAUCCUCCGGAAAAAUAUCUACGUGCUGUGUCGUCGAUCUACGCGCUCGUGUCAAAAAAUGCACGGCUCUUGCACGGCGGAUCGCCUCUUGUCGUAACGGGCAAGUUGGUGAGUCUAACGGUCACCACCCAUUAUCCGCAAUUUCACGGUAACGACAGCCGAUCGAUUAUCCUGCCGACCGCGAUUACUGUGUGCGCGCGCGCGCGCGCGCCAAUAAUACAAUAUCUCGAGGGAAACCGUCGAGGGAGUCCGUGCACAGCUGACGCGGAUGAUGACGCUUUUAUGACCUCUUCCAGCGUCUUCGGUGUCUUUAGUCGACUAAUAUCCAAGCCUAAAGCUUCUCUUUGGCAAGCUUGAGAAAGCUUGCAUGAUCAAUUUCAAGAAGGCUCGUAAAACGAUUUCGUCUCUCUCGAUCUACGCAAUAAUAAUUCUGGCUACGAACACACACAGUCACGGGUCACGGGGACGUUCCGAUCAUCAUUCUGCUUGAACUUUGAUCGGGCGAGAACGAGCGAAGGAAGUAAAUAACACAGUCGCGUGAAAGGCAGAGACGCGUGAAAACGGAACGUGUCCUAAAGAACGAAAGAAAAACUGAUUUUUUACUUACUCUCAUCGCGAAAUAAUAUACAAAGUCGGAAACAAAAUGUCGAUAACAAACAUGAUGAUCGCUGCAGAAUAACUUAAAGAGUCUUGAGGAAGAUUGCGAGGAAUCAAUACGAUCGCAAUACGUCCUAUCAGCCCUAUCAGUUGAAAUUUCUCAAGAGAGAGAUUGUCCGCCAGAGAUGUAGCCGCGCUUCUUUUUUAUUUCCGUUCGCAAUAGAUUCGCGAUAGAGCUUGCGAAGAGAGCUCGCGAAGAAACAAUUUCGCUGCUGAAGAAGACAAGAUUAAAGAUUAAUCGGCCGGACAACGUUGAGCGAGAGACGUAUUGGGAGAAAAUGUGUGGCGUCGCGUCGCGAGAGGAAUGUAGUACAUACAGAGCUCUCUUUUUCGUCCAACCUGGUCACGAAGGAGAACCACAUCCAUCUCAUCGACCUCUCUGGCCACCACGCCGCGCGACAGCAUGUGGGUGUUGUUCCUCGUAAAACUAAAAUCACCGAGUGCGAGCCAUUUGCCUUUUGCGUGCGAGCAAGUGCGCACUCGACGACGCGCUCGACAUUGACAGAAAAUUGAAACGUUGAGAGAGAGAGAGAGAGAGAGAGAGAGAGAGAGUGAGUCAAAACGCUCAAUUCGGGACGUUCGAGUGAAGAAAGGUGAUAUUUGCGUUUCGUGAAACUCGAAGAUUUAUCCGCGCGCGCGCGUGAUUUCAGAUUGGUGCGUACUUUUCAACAUCGAGGUCGACGACUGAUUAAAUUUGGUACUCUUCAAGAGUUUGUUGAAGGUAAGCAACGAGAUUUUCCCUCUCUCGAGGAAAGAGACAUUCUUCGGUAGUCGACGACGAAAAAAGUGGCCACGAUUAUUGUAAAAUUAUUCAUCUGAUCUACCACGUUCCAUCACGCUCCCGUCGCGCUCCCGUCGUCUGAAUCGUCUGAAACGUGAAGCGGGACGCCGCGACUCAUCGAGACGCGAUUCAUUAAUUUCCGUUUUUUAAUUUACGUUUAAAUGUUUAACUAUGUGAACUAUGUUGAACUCUGACGAGAAACUACCUCCAAACUUGAUUCGCCAGAAGAAUCCCGAACGCACACUUACUUUCACAUCCUUUGCCGCGAAUCAUCUUUUCUUGCAACGCAUCUCGAUUAACCAUCUCGCGUCGCGUCGCGUCGCGUCGCGUCGACGGACGAUACGACACGAGUACGACACGAUACCACGGUACGGUACGGUACGGUACUCCGAUCUCGUCCACUUGGUCACGAUCGGUGCGUGACAUCCGGUGGGCCCGUUGAACGAACAAAUUCACAUCAGGAUGGUAGCCGAGCUCGCUGGCAUUUCCACGUUGACGAUCGACGGAGGAGCAUCCCCGACGGCACUUGCCGGCACUUUGUCGAAACAGCGCGGGCGACCCAAGUGGAUCGAAACAGCGACGCGCGAGCCGAUCUACAGUGUCCUGGGCUGCAACGAAGCCGUCCUCCUCCCGCGGAGCCCUCCGACAGCCCUCCUCGGCAAGGUCGUGAUAAUCAGAGCGGUGAAGAAGGGGGACGAGGAGUCGCGACGGGAGAGACCAAAAUCGGAAACUCUCGGAGAGGACGAGAGGCAGCGGGUGCUGCCGUAUGUCCGGUUACCCGGACGAAACGGCGAGUCGUCACCGCACGAAGUUGAGGACGCGACCGCUCUCUACAGCGUGGUGAGAAAGCCCAAGAAGGUGCGAUUGCCGGAAAUCGCUUCGUCCACCGACCAAGAGACAGCGAUUCGACCUGUCCAUCACCCGACCCGAAUCGGGAACGCGGAUCCCAGCGAGAAAGCAAAGCCCGCCGAAGACGCCGAAGAUCCUGAAGACGCGUCAAAGUCAAAGCGAGUCGAGGUGAAAAAGUGGCUCCGCGACAUGCGACCGGCGAUCAUGCACGAUACCGAUCGCACGGUACCGGACUAUCCGGAGAAUCCAACGUGGCACGUGGAUCGGGGGGAGGUUGCUUCGGUAACGUUGCCCAAAGGGGUGGUGGGUCUGGUUGGGCCCUACAGGGUGUACAGGAACCCCAACGAGAGGCGGGAGUACAUGCUUCAGGAGGAAGAAUUGGUUGAGGAGACGGUAGAUGUAGACGAGAAUGUAGACGAUCGAUAUCGUAGUUCGAGAGCCAAAUGGAGAAUCAGAGAAUCAGACGACGAGGAGACCUUGGUGGUACCCGAGAUUCGAGACCCGCCAGGUCUCGAGGACUUCGUGGAGACGAAAAUGGAGAAUGAAGACAGGGAGAGUGACAAUUGGAAGAACGAGCGAGAAUCGCCGAUGAGAAUGGGAAAGUCGGGACGUAUCGGUGGGACGUCGUCUAAAGGAGAGGAACGACCGAUAGAUGUGCCGGAUACGGCAUCCGCGGUCUCAACCACCACACCACCAAUAAAGGAUAAGGCGGGCAAUGAACAGCACGACAAGGACAGCCUGAACGAGACCGGAAGUACAACGGGUGGCACCGUGGAGGGCGUACCGGGUGGUGCCCCUAACAGGGGCCAGGACAGGGGCCAGGACAGGAGCAACAAGGAUAAAGAGCAACCGGCCGCGCAGGCAUCCACCAGCAAUUCGGCGCAACCAGCGAGGUCCUUGGUCUCGAGGAUCUUGGCGAGAACGCGAUCUCCCGACGAUUUGCUGGAUCAUUCGGAACCUUACUCGCAAUUAUGGGUGGUUCUCUCGAACGUGUACGGCGAGCUUAUCGUCGUGCUAACGAUGGCAUUAUGUUUGGCCGAGGUCAUGGACACACCGGUGCCCUUGCUCAGCUUGCAAGGCGUCUUCCUCAUGUACCUCUACGUGGGCAGCAUCGCCGUCAUCAUCGGCAUCUACAUAUGGGUACUGGUUGAUAGUUGCGGCAGUUUAAGCCGAAGUGGUAACGGGCUCGGUGAUGCGGAACUCGGCGGCGCGUCGCUUACCAGGUUUGGCUCGUUAAAACGAGCGCACAUCUCAAGGGCCAGGACCGCACCGACCAGUUUUUACAUACGCGUCGGCGCUCUUCUGUUUGGCCUGGCGACUCUGGUCUUCAACGGUCUGGAGAUGGCGAUGCACUCGAUGAUGCAGGGUGCCGAAUGCUUGACCGACGUCGUCUUUGUGCACCCGGUGCUGCACGGGCUGUUCACCUUCUUGCAGAUGCACUUUCUCUUCGUAAACUCGCAGGUACUUGUAGAACGCUUUGGUCUAGCAGCCAGAUUCGGCUUCACACAUCUCGCAGCCACGAAUAUCGCGGUCUGGACGCGUCUGGUGAUAUGGGACUCUGCGCAAGAAUGGACUUACUUUGUGCAUUUGGCGCAGCACGAGCAGGGGACGUCCGUGUCGCCGCUGAAUCUGCGAGGAUUUCCGGGAUCCUUGACCAGACAGUCGCGAGAUCUUAUAGAAGCUUCCACGACGAGGGCGAGCAGCACCUUCAAACCUUAUCAAGCCGUCUCGAGCGAACAGAUCUCUCAAGUGAUCGCGUUGCAAGAGUGCUUGAACACCAACACCUUGGGACAAUUGUGGACUUCGAGCAUGCCCUUUCUUUAUCCCUUUAUCGUCCAAUUCAGUCUGAUCGCCGCGGCGGUGACCUUCGUGAUGGGCCAGAAUGUCGGUCGGAAUCGACUGGUCAAGCAAAAGUUCCACGGCAGCAAGGAUCUGAGCGGUCACGGCCGAAUAGGCUGCGACGGCUCCAGCAAGGGUCUGUUUCUGGGUAUCCUGUGUAUGGUCGCCGGCAUCGUGGUGAUCCUCAUCUUCCUGGUCGUGCGGGAGGAUGAGAAUUUCCCGUCGGCCACCCUGUCCUGGCUCACCUGCGGCACUCUGAUCGGCAUACUGACGCUGAGCAGUCUGAUGACCGCCAGCGGCCUCGUGCAGGUGCGCCAGAUCUCGGUGGUGACGAGAGCGCCGGUCGCUCUGGACAAUCUCCUGUCGAACGUCUCACUCUUCGGUGUGCAACUGUACUCCGUAUUCACCGUCGUGGUGUGCGGCUGUUCCCUCGCGAUAUCGGACGACGGCGAGAGCGAGGAUGCUCGGGCGAGGCACAUCAUGCUGCUGUCCACGUCGAUUCUGCAGCUGGUGCAAUGCUUCGCGCAGAGCACGCUGAUCGCCGAGACAUCGCGACGUUCGUGCAUCACGCGCUUCCAAAUGCUGGCGAAGCCGGGCCGUCAGGUCAUAACCUUCCUGCUAUUUAGCAACGCCGUUCUCUGGGCCUUCGACACGGUCAUUACGCAGAACUGGCUGUCGCAGGAGCUGCAACUCCGGUUCUUCGGUGUGCUCGCCUGGGGCGUACUGUCCAGAAUCGGCUUGCCUCUGCUUAUAUUCUACAGGUUCCACAGUUGCGUGCUGCUGCUGGAGGCGUGGAAUAAAUGCUAUAGAAUGCCGAGGGGAGAGCACCCUCUCAACUGACAACGCGGAAUCUCCCGUCGACCUUUGCACAGACCACAUCCUGGCUCGCAAGAUUCUCCCCUUUCCGGGAGAUUGGUGCUUGAAUCGCCGCUGAACAAGAAAUACACCGCUGCUCGCAAGCGGCUGCUGUAUCCGCAUUCACUGUCACUGGACGCGGUGCAUCUUCUUCCUUAUGUGGACAGCGCCAGCUGGCUGUACCUAGACCCAGAUCCCGUUUUUCCUGCACCUCUGCCGAGUUUCAAGUGCGAGACGUCUCUAUGUGGGCAGCAGCGACAUUGUGAUGACUGUCACUAUCAUCAUCAUCAUCAUCAUCAUCAUCAUCAUCAUCAUCAUCAGCGGCAGCAGCAACAGCAGCAUCGUCAUCAUCAUCGUCAACAACAGCAGCAGCAGCAGCAAUUCCACCAUCACAGUCAUUGUCACCAGACGAGACAUCGUCGAGUACUGAGUGACCCCGGUGCUGGUAGAUGUAACGUCGGUACUCUCGACGACGCGACGAGCAAACAUCGAAGAAUACUCAGCAGUGCCGGCGCUGAUCUAAUGCGCGCAUCAAUAGACGAAGCCAAUGAAGAGGAUCCGUCGCCCGAGGAAACAGGAGCGUCGACCUUCAGAAAAGUGCCAUGGCACCCCAACUUGCACAUGCUCAAGAUCAGAAGAACGUAGUAGAUGUAGUAGCUGACGCUAUCACUAUAUGCAACUACGAUGAAAACCAUGAUUGGAAGCAAAGUGAGAAAAGCCAAGUCUCGAAUAACGCUUUAAGGCUUUAAGGUACAUGUGAACGACAUUUUGAUCUUUCGGAUGAAAUCUUGAAAUUAUGCGCAAUUUCGGGAUUCGGGAACUAUAUCGUUGCAAAACGUAGCAGCGAAUGAGCAAGACGUGUUCGUAUUAGAAAUUAUACGACGAUUUCAUACCAUUAUACUGUAUAAUAAAGUUAACUAUCCAGAAAUUGCGUUUGCAGUUGCAAAAACUACAAGUUAUUUCACACAGACGUGAUGUGCUAUGUUGUUCAUUUGCCUCUGCGAAUACGACGGAUUAUCUUCGUCUUCGUAAUAAUAAUUACAGCUCGGCUUCGACCGCCGCGAAACAAUUUCAACUCAAUAAUUUCGUACCCGAGGCAAAGUGCUCUUUUCACCAUGUCUAGAGAUACGCAGGAGACACUGUGUCCAAUUUUACGUGCAAUAUUUCUAGUUCUAAGUUUUAUGUUAUAUCGCGUACAAAAUGAUCCGUAAACGCAUCCGUCGCCGUACGCCGACGACGACGUUGCGAUGGUUCCGUCGUCGCUAGCGCGAGAGCCAUCGGGAUUGCAUCGUGUUUCGCGCGAGUAACGAUGCAAUGCUCUAUAUCUAUAACGAUUAAUGCAGAGAGCGAGCGAGAGCGAAAGAGAGAGAGAGAGAGAGAGAGAGAGAGAGAGAGAGAGAGAGAGACAGCGUGAAUGUUUCUUAUAAUCAAUACACGUGAGCAUAUAUUUUUGUACAUAUUUAUUGCAAAUAUUUUAUACGGAUCUAGGGGGAUGAGGCAUAACGAAACAGCUCGGAAACAACUUUGUUUAUUGAGAUGAUUUUCGACAAGAAAGAAAAUUGCUUAAUAAGAAUUUCCUUCACCGACAUUUAUAAACUCAUUAUAAACUGUUGAUGAUAACAUGCAAUCGCGGAGUAAUUUUCCAAAUUUCCUAAAGGCUACAUUGCUUAAGAUUAAAUUUCUUCAUUAAUUCACGACCAUCUUUCCAUCCGUGAAACAACCAUUAUUUACGAUAUUAUGGAUAAAAAAGCACGCUGAGCCUUUAACAAUGUUGAUAUUUUAUAGAUAAGGUGAACUCGGUGAUUAAUGCUUAAUUUAUAGAUUUUAUUCGCAAGUUUUAAUAAAAUGCUUAUCGUUCUGUUACUGUCCCGUAGAAUGUUAGAUCGAAUAUUAUUCGAAUAUCUUAUUAAUACUCAACGUGGCAGUUUAUAUCCAUCUCAGAAUGAAACUAUAUUGCAUCCCUUGGACGAAAAGUUCAUUGUGGAAAAUUGCCAUGCAAAAUGCCUGUUUUGAAAAGAAAGAAUUAUUCUAGAAAUAUUGAAUCAAUUCACGUUUGCCUCAUCUUACAGUAAGAUGCUUUAAACGACAUAAAAAUAAUCAAUCGCAACAUGAUCAAGUUAAAUAUAACGUGUAUCUCGAUAAAUGUGAAAACGUUUAAACUGUUUCUACGAAACGAUUCACUUCUUGAGUCUCAUAGCUGACAAACUCAGCAUCUGUGAGGCCAUAUCGAUUAUACUUAGAUUACACUGAGACGCUAAUGUAAUGUACAAGAUAAGUAUCGGAAGUAAAAAUGUCGCCGAUUAUAAAAUGGCAUUGAAUUGAAAAAGAAUACUUACAUCCGUUAUAUGGAUCAUCGACACGCAAUCUGUUGUAUGAUUUUAUAAAUCGGACAAACUUAUGGCACUAUCUCAAAAAUAAUGAUAAUAUUUCUGCUCGAAAACCUCUUGAUUAACAAUACGACGGGAUACGACCAAUGUGCAUGUGGGGACAUUAGGUAGUAAAGCGGUAAUUCACACAACGGAGCCCGUCUCUUUAUAAAACAAGUAGCAUUCUAUAUAAUGUAUAA
Molecule: messenger RNA, 8312 nt
Organism: Harpegnathos saltator (Jerdon's jumping ant)
Lineage: Eukaryota; Metazoa; Arthropoda; Insecta; Hymenoptera; Formicidae
Product: proton channel OtopLc
Exons: 9
Coding region: 2666-5731 (1021 amino acids)
Biological process (GO): proton transmembrane transport
Cellular component (GO): membrane
Molecular function (GO): proton channel activity
Source: RefSeq, a predicted model, not a curated record